Messenger RNA from Delphinapterus leucas (beluga whale), 2265 nucleotides. NCBI's taxonomy places the organism in Eukaryota, Metazoa, Chordata, Mammalia, Artiodactyla, Monodontidae. The record is from RefSeq and is a predicted model, not a curated record.
GUGCCACCAGGGAAGCCUGCUGCUGGUGUAAUUUUAGAGGAAAAGAGUGGGGCCCAUCUGGCAGGUCCCUCCGUGGUUGGGGCUGGCAGGGGGACAGGGACCCCAUAAGGUCAGGGGAGUCCCUGAGGGCACGGUCUCUCUUUUCCCUCCCAGCCAGAGACCUGGUAUUUAAUCGGCUGAGCUCAGAGCAUGGGAAGGAAGAGCUGGACCUCCGCUGACCUCCACAAACCAGGCUUAGCUUCCGCCCAUCACAGGCUGUGAGGGAGCCUGCGUGAACGAUGCUUAUAUACAGGGCUAUGCCCUGAUAGGGCCUCAACAGCAGUGGGUCAGGAGAACUGGGGAGAGAUGUGUGUUGUUUGCUUCACGGUGAGGGAUGAAGGGGCCCACCCUCCAUGCCCUGUGGGGGGAAGGGCUGAGGUGGGAGUCCAGGCCCCAAGGGCCCUUCUGGCUCUCUCAGCCUCAGUGUCCUCCUGUCCUGGGCAGGGAGGAGGGGGUGGGCAGGGGAGGACACUGAUGUGGCUGGCCCCUCCCUUCCGGGAGCUGUCAGGGCUGUCAGUGGUGACUCAGCCCCGUUCAGACUGGGCUGGGGUGGCCGCAGCUGCAGUGCAGCUGAUCGUGACAGUGAUGAUGGGGGACCGCCCCGAACAGCGACGGGGCAGCCAGCGGUGCCAGGGCUGCAGGGGUGUGAUAGACCCCAGGCCCUCCUCCCCCUCACAGCCAGCCCAUGCCUCCACCUCCAGUUCUGGAGGCCUUUGGGGGCUGAGAGUAAGUGAGGAUGUCAAUGGGCCCCUAAGGGAGCUGCGCCCGAGGCUCUGCCACCUGCAAAAAGGCCCCCAGGGCUACGGGUUUAACCUGCACAGUGACAAGUCCCGCCCUGGACAGUAUAUCCGCUCUGUGGACCCAGGCUCUCCUGCUGCCCACUCUGGCCUCCGUGCCCAGGACCGACUCAUAGAGGUGAACGGGCAGAAUGUGGAGGGGCUGCGCCACGCGGAGGUGGUUGCCAGCAUCAAGGCACGGGAGGACGAGGCCCGGCUGCUUGUGGUGGACCCCGAAACAGAUGAGCACUUCAAGCGGCUGCGGGUCACACCCACCGAGGAGCAUGUGGAAGGAUGGCAGCACCUGGAAGCGCGACCCUUUUCAGGAGAGUGGCCUCCACCUGAGCCCCACUGCAGCCGAGGCCAAGGAGAAGGUGAGAGCCACCAGGGUCAACAAGCGGGCACCGCAGAUGGACUGGAACCGGAAGCGAGAGAUCUUCAGCAACUUCUGAGCCCUCCCUGCCUGUUUCCUGCCGGGCUCCUCCUGCAUGGACCUUGGGCCUUGCCCCUCGGGCCCGCCCAGAGCUCCCCUCAGUGGACUGGAGGGGACAUCCUUACCCCCCAAGCCGUGGUGGUCCCACCACCACCCAAGAACCAACCUGUGCCCCAGUGAGACCCCAUCCUGCCCCCCACCCACUGGGUGCUAGGGGAGUGUGGCAGCAAGAUGGGGAGAGAGAGCCCCUGAGAUGUGAGAUACCCAGAGAGACAGUGAUGGGAUGUGGGGAGAGGGAGAGGAGGAAGAUGGGGGAGAGGGGGAGAGGGGGAGAGGCAGUGGUGACCCGCGGGGCCCGGCCCUUGCUGCUCUGCUUGGGCCUGCUGACUUAAAGGAAUUUGUGUUUUUGCUUUUUUUCCAGAAAGAGCUCUAGCUCCACACAUGUUUCCACUUAAUACCAGAGCCCUGCCCCCACCCCCCUCAGGACGUGCUCUCUAAAUAAUUGCAAUAAAACAAACCUUUCUCUGCAAACCAUUUUCUCCCCACCCCCUCAGCAGCAGCCAUCCCAAGCAGGAGUGCCAGGGACAGAGUUGGGGGGCUUGCAGGCUGUGUUCAUUCAGGCUUUGGGGGGUGCUGGGGAUGCCAGAUGUGGCUGUGAGAGCUGCCCCUCUGCCCUGUCCCUGCCCUCCCUGGGGGGGGCGGUCUGGGGUACAGGGCCUGGGCUCUUUGAGGGGCCUGAGGAUGGAGGCCCUGUGCCCCUGAGGAGGGCAGACUCUGGACAGGCCCCUUGUCCCUGCACGGCAGCCCCCAGGCCUUUGGGGUGUGACUGUGUGAGAGCCUGUCCCCAGGAAGGACCCCAGGCUCCGGGCUUGGCCCCUGCUAGGAGCCUCCCCCAGAGGAAACCCCACCGACUCUGCCUUUCCCCUGCCCAGAACCUGACCGACCGACAUCGCUGUCUGCCCCAUAAGCCAUAGCACAUGCGCGCCUUCAGAAUAAACAGGCCUUCCUUGGACCCUG